GAGGUGUGUGUAAGAGAGAGAGAGAGAGAGAGAUGAAGGUAUUCCUGAAUAGCAAGACAAAGGAAGGAAUAGUUAAGGAAGGCAGUUAGUUUGAGUAGGUUUCUCUCCCAAAUGGGUGGCUCAACUGGACAAAUCUCAUGCCGUUAGAUUUGGGGUGGCGUAGGAUCGUCGGUUGAGUACACGUGCUGCUAUAUCUUUCCACUCCUUUACCUCUUUCUCUUUUAUCUUUGCUUCCAUGCAUGGAAUUCUCCUCCAAAUAUAGUCAAUCUUAGAGAGAGAAAGUAGUGAGAGAAAAGAGAAACAAGCGCUCGCUCGCUCACUUAGUCCUUUUAAUUUUUCUUCCUUGGCUUGUUCAUCGCCAUCAUUAGCAAACAAAGGUAACAGAACCUCCACCUUCUUCAAGUUUGAUUUUUUCUUCAUAUCUCUUCAACUACCCAAGAAACAGCUGCUUGUGAGAAAUAAAGAGCUACUACACAUUUUUACUAGGCCUCUCCUGUUGCCUCCUUUUAUUCAGCAUCAGAUCUUGUUUUUUUUUAUCUACAAUUCUGUGAAAUCCCAGAUGGGUUCUUCUCUGGUUGGUUCAGAAAGCAAGAAACCGUGAUCUGACGCAGUUUUCUAACCAGAUUUGAGCUUUCACCUUAAUUUUCUGAUCUGGGUCUUCUUCUCUUUUCCUUGUGGUCCUCUGUUUGAUUACCGUUUUGGCUUUUUUAGCAUUGUUACUCUGAUCUGUGUUUUCCUUUUGCAAAUUGUAAUUCUAAUUCAAUGGAAGAAGGUCGAGGAUUAAAGCACGUAUGCAAGUUCUGCAGCAAGCGCUUCCCCUGCGGUAGAUCAUUGGGCGGUCACAUGAGGUCUCAUUUGACCAUUAAUUCGACAGAAACAGAAGAAAAACUGAGCAGAAUAAAAGUCUCCUCUUUCAACAAUGGUAGAAACCAGACUAAUGCUGAGAUGGGUUUGGAAGCUGGGAUUUACACUGGUUAUGGCCUUAGAGAGAACCCCAAGAAGACUAGGAGGCUUGCAGAUUCGAGCGAAGAGAAUUCACUCUAUGAAAAGUUAUGCAAAGAAUGUGGUAAGAAGUUUCUGUCCUGGAAAGCUCUGUUUGGUCACAUGAAGUGUCACUCAGAGAAAGAAAAAGGUUGUAAUAGCUUGGAGGAUCAAGACUCGUGGAUCAGUGCUAACCAGAAGCUGGUCAUGGACAGCCAAUCUGACAAUGAAACGGAAAAUCCAAGCCGAAGAAGGAGAUCGGAAAGAAGAACAAGGUACAUGGCCACUGCAACCUCUUCUUCUUUCUCUUUAGCCAAUGGUAAUUCCUCCUCUGUUUCUGAGAUUGAGCAAGAACAAGAAGAGGUUGCCAUGUGCUUGAUGAUGCUUUCUAGGGAUGUGGGUCAUUGGGGUGGUUUGAAUUCUUCUGCUGAGUCUUCUGAUAAUAAUUCUGUUUACUUAGAAGCUCUAGAAUCUUUUCAAACUAACCGGAUUUCUAAAAUCGAUGGCAAGACUUCUGUCUGUAAUGGUGGUAGUGAGACUGUGAAAUUGAAGAAACUUAGUGAUAAGAAUUCUGAUGAUCUCAAAGGGAGAAGGUCAGAAUUCUGUGCUCCUGGCAAUUCAAGAAGUCGCUCAAGAAGGAACAAAACUGAAGCUUCCACUGACGGGUUUUUCAAGAAUGAUCAUUUUGGAUUGGAGGAUUCCGAAGUUGAAUUGGGGAAGAAUUUCUCCAAGGAAACUGCAUUAAGUCAAGCUCAAUUGGCUUCAGUCAAGUGUAACUCAAGCAAGAGAAAGUUGGGUGAUUCCUAUGAUCCUGAAUUGAGGUCAGAUCAGUCCUUGAAAACUUUGACUACCAAUUCUAUGGAUUCUGAAAUCUGCAAGAAUUCCAGUAAGAGGAGUAAAUUUGAGUGUACUACUUGCAACAGAACCUUCCACUCAUACCAAGCUCUUGGAGGGCACAGAGCUAGCCAUAAAAAGAUCAAAGGUUGCUUUGCUUCAAAAAUUGAGAGCAGUGAAAAUAGCAUAGAAACUGAUCAACACUCUCCUGACCCUACAGCAGAUAGUAAGCUCAUCAAGCUCAGCAACAAUGAGAAUCCCAUUCCCCAAGAAAUACCAGCUGGUUAUGGUGAAAAGAGACAGAAAACUAUAGGGUCCAAGAAGAGUAAUAAGGGGCAUGAGUGCCCAAUUUGCCUCAAGGUUUUUCCAUCAGGCCAAGCCUUGGGAGGUCACAAAAGAUCCCACUUGGUUGGUGGCUCUGAGGCUAGAAACAAUCCCACCACUGUAAUCCAGAAAGAGGCUCCAGAAACUCGGGACUUUCUUGAUCUCAAUCUUCCUGCUCCCGUUGAAGAAGAGAGCAGCAAUAACGGCCGUGCCGGGUUCACGCCGUGGUGGGUAGGAAGCACCCACAAGCGCGACGCCCUAGUGGGUUUGAUCUCUAACUGAAUUUCCAUAAUCCUGGCCAUGCGACGCAAGACAAACGAAGAACGAAAGAAAAGACAGAUAAAUUCCAUGUCGAACAGAGCCUCACUGGCCGACAACAGAGUCCGGCAGAGUCUCACCACGAAAAGAAAACAAGAAUAACACCUUGCGUCACCACAGUUCCCCAAUAGAGAUUCCAAGUGCAUGUACACACAAGUUUCUGGACACUAUUCCAUUAAUUCUUUACAAGAUUCAAGCUCACUGCCUUCAAGUAAGGCCUUCUCUGCAGAUUUCAUCUGAUAAGUUUUUGUCAAACACCUCUUUCCUUUCCUACAUGCCUACAUGUUUACCUUCCUUUUACUUUUUCUUUUUCUUUUUUCUUUGUUCUUUUAGGUUAUAGAAAAUAAGCUCAUCAAUGUGUGAAACUUCAAUACUGUAACUUGGAUUUAUAUUUCUUCUCAUACUUGGAGCCUCUA
This is a messenger RNA of Alnus glutinosa, 2873 nucleotides long. RefSeq names its product zinc finger protein ZAT4-like. Lineage: Eukaryota; Viridiplantae; Streptophyta; Magnoliopsida; Fagales; Betulaceae. The transcript has a single exon. The record is from RefSeq and is a predicted model, not a curated record. The coding region runs from base 763 to 2421 and encodes 552 amino acids.